AUGGUCAGAAAUAGAAUUGAUCUGUCUUCAAAACGACUUCAACAGCGGCCUAGGACGGGAAAUCUUCGACCAGGUGAUGUAAUUUUGCGGGUCGGGGAGGUUUCCACCCGCGGUUUGAGUCCCGAUCAGGUAGCUCGCCUCAUUCGACAGUCCGUUGUCUCCAAUUACACACUUAGCGGUGCCUCUGCAGACACCACAUCGAGCACUAGUUCCACCUCCACUGCCACCACCAACACCGCCAACACUAACAUAUCAAGCGCGCUUCCAGUCAGCCUUUUGGUUGCCCGACCCGCUCAAGGCAGUCCUACCACCUUGGCUGCCGUCUUCGAGGAGCAAAGUCGACAAGUUAAGGCCCGACAACCCCUCGGUCCCCUCUGCAUUGUGCCAACGGAGACAUUAGAUGAAUCGGUGGACUGCCUAGCCGAUCUCAUGCUUCCACUGCCUUCACUCACACCAACAACCCCGAAGACGCCUCCUGAAGUUCCUCUGGAGACGAUGCCACCUUCAAAUGAGGAGAAGCGCGCGGAGACGUCAAUACUUUCUCCAGUGCUGCAGGUGGAGGAUGCUGUUAGAGGAGGGGAGUCAACAGAGGACAGCGUAGAGUUUUCCGUGCUAUUAAGAAAACCGUCUGGAGCCCAGAAUUGUAGCCUGGGGCUCACUAUCGUGGGAUAUGUGUCGGAGAAAGAUAAGGAUAGAGCUGUAACCGGAAUCUACGUGAAGGAUGUCCUACCUAAUGGAUUGGCUAGCAUUUCGGGUAAAAUCAAACAACACGACCAGAUUAUCAAGGUGAAUGGGAUUGAUCUGAAGACGCUCUCCAACAAAGCUGCGGCACAUUUGCUCAAGACAGCUGGUCCGGUCGUGCACCUGACCUUCCUCCGACACACUUCUGGUCGCGUCUGUGAACAGCUCAAGCAAUUGGUUUCUUCCUCCACACUACGCUCACGAACUCGGCAGACAUCGGCAACUCUUCCAGGUGGCUUCCGUAGACGACCUCAACGGCAUCGAUCACGUCGAAAAUACACUACGACAGGAUCAAAGUCCCACGGAGCACUUUGUAUUCCACGCAAAACUCUCAAACCCCUCAGAGCCUGUCCAGUACAGAGUGAGCUUCUUGUAACGCCACAGGUAAACUCAGAGGAUUCCGAGGAUUCCAGCGACUUUAUACGAGACCUCCUUGGUCCAUCGACCUGCCAGAGCCUUCCAAUGCUAUCUGCAGCCAGUCUGAUGGAAGCAACAUCGACAGUAUCUACCUCUUCCUCUUCCGUAUCAAUCAAUGGGAAUAUUGAAGAAUUACAACAAACGCCGACGCCUUCAGGCUUGCAGGAGGAGCAGACGACUUCAUCUGCAGCCGCCUCCAUGACGCUGUACAGUUCACCUCUAGAUGAGAUGGAUGAGAUUGAGUUGUCUAGUAGUACGGAAUCGCCUGUGCGUACGAGGCCAAGCAUGGCGAUUGGACGGUUUGAGUUAAAUCAGCUAAGGGCCGCGGUGCACUACGAACGUUUAAAUGAAGCCGAGUGUGAGACAGCGCUUGGACAGAAAGUGUAUAGUCGAUAUGCUGAAGGACUAGAGAGCUACCGCCAUGACCCAGAGGCCGGACCGCCCGGCAGGGCUGGACGUAUAACUCCGGAGUUGGUGAAGUUGAUGGUGGACGUGUGGACGCCGAUUGUUGGACUAGGAAAGGAUAUCUUGGUAAUCCGAGUAGUUCGUCCAAAGAACUUACGUCAACUGGGCAUCUCUCUAAUCGGAUCCACCCUCGACGCAGCAAAGGCGAAUCCACCAACGUCGGCUACGCAUCCGGCGCAACAACGGGAGUCGGAGGAUGGUGGAGAACUCGAGACGGCAGCGUCUGCUAAAUCACCAGCGGAGAUUUCGAGUGAAGUGUCUUCGCGACACUUUGUCCACACCGUUUUGCCCGGCGGCCUUUUCUCCAAUCUAGACUGCCUCAAACCAGGCGAUGAACUUCUACAGGUGAACGGUUACCGACUGCAUGGCCACUCGCACGUCGAGGUAGUCCGCUGCCUUCGCUGUCUGCCUGCACACAUUGAACUGGUGAUUGCGCGUUUGCCCGAGUGCGUAGACACGAAUGGCACCGGUGUUGGUGAUGGUGAUGGUGCCUCCACCCUCCUCGAUGACACUCUUAACGAUUCCGGCACCAUAUUGCAUGUCGCCGCUAGCGAGAUCGGAUCCGUGGCCACGGCUAUGGACGACGCCGAUAGCUCCUGGACAGGUCCCUCACCCGUAGCUCUCCCAUCUCAUCCGCCGGAUUUGAAGAUAUCUGAGUGGAUUGGGCGUUCACAGUCCGACGGCCCCCUCCAUGAACUUAAAAGCAGUUCUCCUAAGGAUCCGAAUUUGUUGUCACUAGAGUCGACUGCAGCAUCAUCAAGUGUGAGUAGCGUGAUCGGCGCUUUCCCCCCGGUCUCCGCACUGCUCAGAGACGAGCACGUGGCCUUGAAACCGACUUGGUCAACAGUGCCUCUCAUUGUGAUGCUGCGUCGGGACAAACCCAACUUUGGGUUCUCCAUCUCCGUCUACGAUGAAGGCAUGGGCAGCGAUAGAAGCACAGUACGACGUAGCAGUACGCUAAAGCGGUCCGGAUCUCUCAGUCGUCGUCGCACUGUUGCCGGCGACCUGAACCAUUCAGGUGGAGGUCGUUUCGCCACCAUUAGUCGAAGUAGCUCCCUCUCCCCCGAUACUACUCCACAUCGUGGUAGUUUCCUCAUCAUCAAUUCUAUCUCACGAGGCAGCUGCGUUGAUCUAGAUGGUCGAAUCAACGUCGGUGACCGUCUGCUCUUCGUCAAUGAUCGAAAACUCACUCGUGCCACUCUUGGUGAAGCCGCUAACACUCUCCACAACGCUCCGCUCGGUUACACCAUGAUCGGAGUUGCCAAAAUGACCCUCGUACCUAACUCACCGCCCCUCACCGUUGCCUCCUCACCACAGUUCACUGCUCUUGUCUCCAAUCCCGAUGACCCCGGUACCAUGCAGCUAGUCGCUCGACGUCUGGUUGACGAAGUGCUGGAAUACACCGGAGAAGUAAAGGCCAUUGUGGAGGAGGUGGUAUCCUCGGCUCUAGUUGAAUACCUCCAGAACUUUGUCAAGAUGUCCCUGGAAGGACUGGUAGAAGUGACAGCACCUGUAGAAACAGUCGAAGUACUGAUAACCUCCUCAAGCGUCCUCUAUCUUGCCUCCACGUGCGAAUUCCCUGUCGUUAUGGUGGUGACACAGGGUGUGGAAUUAGCGGAAUGCGAUCGUGAUUACGAAGACGAUGAUUACAGUAGUCUAGAAUCGAUAGAUACCUUUUUGGAGCAGUCAGAGUUGAGUCAGUCCUCGGAGGACUGGUUGGCCAGUUUGGAAUUUGUGCGCGACACCGAGGAGGAGUUCGCCAAGGAGCAUGUGAAGGAUCAUCCUCUGGACUACUACACUCCGCUGGUGUUGGACGUCGAGGAGGUGCCCUUCCAUGCAGCUGCUCUGGUGGUGCCAGAGAUGAAUCCCAAUGACGAGAAGAUAGUUCGUGUCAAGACUCACAAUCUGCCUCUCGGUUGCGAGUUGGACGCUCUGGCAGCAGGCGGUGUUGAUGGCUGUCGGGUGGUAAAGGUUCUUCGAGGUGGAGCCGUGGAGAAGGCUGCAGCUCUCGUCCCUGGUGACUACAUUACUCGAAUAAACUCCGACAACCUGCGACGUGUCACAAAUGCCGAGGCGUUUCGCAUUCUUCGGAAAGCCUCCAUGGAGUGCAACACCAUUGAAAUCGGUUACUACCCCGGAGAGAAGGUAAUUACUCACAGAAUCAAGCACGUUCGACCCAAGUCGCUGUCGGCUGAAACUGAGAGCAGUCCAUACUUCCAAGUGAACGGGUCCGGUGCCUCUAGCACCCUGAUUGUAGAUCUACCACCACCGGAGCUAAUUAUCACAACGGAACCGUUAACGUGGCUCCUUUCGGAGGAUCCUCCACAAAAAUCAGGGUGGUUACAGACACGGGAACUGAAACUGCUCAAACUGCCUGGCGAGGACACAUGGGGUCUCUCUAUCACCGGUCCGGAUGUGUGGCAGAACAACGAGUCACCUUCUACCGUUCCGUCACUUCCACCAGAGGUCUCCCAGCCUGUCUUCGUCUCCGACGUCGCCGCCAACACUGCAGCCGGUCGAUGUGGGCUACUAGAACGUGGGGACAUUAUCAUCGGCGUGAAUGGUAUGGACGCAACGCGAGUGGGCUGUCGCACAGUGGCCGAGUGGAUCCAAACAGCCAACCUCGUAUCCUCUUCCUCCUCUGCCUCUUCGGAUGACAACGAGUCUUUGGAGACCGCAGAGUGGGCCUUUCUCUACCUCCUUGUCCUUCCAUUACACUCCUCGUCUUCUCCAUCUGCUGGAAGACCGAUCAUCGAUCUCCAGUCCAUUCCACCAGUGGCUUUGGGUACUGAUUCGUCUGCUCCCUCUGGAGACAGGGAUGGGCGUCCUCCUAGUUUUAUCUGCAACACCGGCACUCUUGUGCGCUCCGCUUUCGUCUCCUCCAACGACUCCUCCAUGGAGGAACCAACCUCUGUCGCAUCAUUGGAGCUGCACGGUGAUCUGCCUGAGCCAUUGGGAAUCUCCAAUCUCGCCAUCUCACCGCCAACAGCUCCGGUGCAGAUGCCACCGCUGCCGCCUCCACCGAAGGGCGAGGAAGAGAUGCCGAUAGACUCCCAAACAUCACCACCUCUGCCAAAACUAACAGUCGCCACCCCUAACCUACCACCUCCUCCGCCUCCACCGUCGCCGGUGUUGCGUCAGCCCAUUCCCUCCGUACAGACAAUCGAAUCCCGGUCCGCGUGGCGCAACAUUGGAUCAUCUUGCCUCAGUGCCUCGUUAGUCACUGUCUAUUCGGGUGGAGUUACCAAGCCGCACCGCAACAUUCUGUUUAUAGCCCAACUGACGCAGACUUACCGCAGACCGGCCUUGGCUGAUGACGAAAUCCAUGUAGUUGCGAUAACUUUGACUCCCCCCAUUUCCACACUGGGAGGUGAGGGGCCUCCUGGCAGCGAAUUCAAUGAAGGAUCAUCAGCUGACUGCGAAACAGGUCUUGGGGUUCGGUUGGUAGGCCACAGGGACACGAAUUCGCGGGGUGUUUUCGUCUGCAGCCUGCGUGAGGGCUCUCUGGCUGAUCGCACCUCUGGCCUACAAGUUACCGACGAAAUAGUUCAGGUCAACAAUGUGUGCGUGAUGGGACUGACCCACGUCUCUGCAAAACUUCUGAUCGCCAAGGAAGUCGAACUGGCGCGACGUGGUGGCAGUGAUGGCAGUGGUAAUGUACCAAAAAUAUUCCUCGUUAUUCGUCACAACGUUGCCUACAACGCCUCGGUGAUGGCCAAACCCGCUUCUGGCACUGCGCCCACUGGUUGUGGCCACUUUCUCCAUCACUACGCGCUUCGCUCCUCCUCCCAGCCCUGCAUAUCCAAGGCAACACCCCAGUCGUCAAAACGCGUCGAAUACGAAUUUCUGGACGUUACCAUCGAAAGAAACGCACAGGGUGGGCUGGGUCUCUUCUUGGUAAACAUGAAUCCUCGUGGCGAUUUGGGCGUUUUCGUGCAAAGUCUGCUGCCCACCAGUCCGGCCGGUAUAUUGGGCCAGGUUCAAAGUUGGGAUCGCAUUGUGGCGAUCAACGGAGAGCCGGUGCAGGAGUAUGACGCAGCUCUGGCCAAACUCACCACUUGUCACCCAUCUGCUCACUUGCGACUGGCCCGCGCAAAACCAACAUCCGACUGCGCAACCUUGGAGGGAGAAGUGGCCGGCCAGUCUACUCCGGCGACAGUUGAGUUGCCACGCUCCUUCUCGCCCCAUUCACCGCCCACACCCAUUUUGCCCGGCGUGGAGACCACAGUUGAGAUAAUUCAUUCCGCGCCCGAUCUUGGAUGCUCCGUGAUCGGAGGCUCUGACACACAUAUGGGAGGAGUAUUCAUUGAGAAGAUUCACCAAGGUGGAACAGUUUACCGCGACGGGCGAUUGCGCUCGGGUGAUCGAAUCCUCGCAGUGAAUGGCAUCGAUCUACGCCAAGCAACCCACGCUGCAGCUACAAAGGCUCUACGAGAGGCAAAGGAGCAUCUGUUUCUGACAGUUCUGCGAGGCAGCCGUGCCGUUCCCUUCUCGCUUAACGAAAUCAUGCAGACCUACAGCGUGGCGCUUCAGAAACGGCCAGGGAAUACGUUCGGUCUCGUGCUUGCCGACUAUCAUUCCGGAGGUGUGGUCAUCUCGGAAAUUGCGGCUGGCAGUUCAGCAUCGCAGGCAAGUGUACUGCAUCCCGGUGAUGUGAUCCUAGAAGUCGAUGGUUUGGAUGUCCACAAGGCCUCCUCACAGGAUGUCAUGACGCUUCUUAAGCAAUCCCCAAAUCACAUCCUCCUCAAAACUGGUCGUCUAAAACCACCCAGAGGACAGCCAAUCCCUCGACUGAGGCUAUUCACAGUCCUGCUCACUCGUCCCCUCACGGCCUCGGCACAGAAGGACCUCGACGUCUCUGUCUCCGCCCCCGUCCUGCGCGUUUUAAAGCGACAAACCGUGCCAAGUAGACUGAAUGCCACAAUUCCGAACAUCUUCGGGAUGGUUCUGAGACUCGUCACCACCGGCGAGGGCAUAUACGUGCCGGGAAAUCUCGUCAUCGAAAGCAUCGCACCCGAAUCUGCGGCCUCCCGGUGUGGCAUGCUCCAGAUUGGCGACCGCCUUUUGGGCAUCGACCGUGAACCAGUGGGCUGGUUGUCCCUUGACGAUCUUCAGCGCUUCUCUCACCACUUUGAUUCCCUUACCUUCGAAGUUGGCCGUCUCCCCCCACCACCACCGCCUUCUGCAUCAACACUACGUGCAUCCACAAGUGUCUCGCCUCUUCCAUCCCCUCAACCACCGCUCUAUAGUAGUGGGCUGGCACCACUCAAAGAGGGUGAGGAGGCCACGGCGGCAACGUUCAUGAAACCAAUUUCCGUUGAUGUGGAAGGUGAUACCACUCAGAUACUGGAGGGAGCUCCUUCGCCGGUGAGACGCUCUCCCGUCGGAUUCAAGGCGAUUGAGGAUGGAGACGAUGAUGAGGAUGAGGAUGAAAUGUGCUCUAACAAUAAAAUCCUACAGAUUCAAUUACUACCGCCAUCAGCUGACUCAGCGCAGCCAAGCCUUGGCCUGACCCUAGCGUCAGCGCGCGGCGCCUGUGGAGGUCAACGGGUGGUGAGUCUGGAUCCCACCUCCCCAGCCGCCGUGUCCGGCCUUCAAGUCGGUGACCGUAUCAUCGGUCUGGAUGAUCGCCUCCUCCUCGCCCUCGGUGGUGGCGGUCGAAACUCCGAAUCCGUCCUCCAUGCAAUCGAAUCUGCUUGGCACCUGCGUCGUCCGCCCUCUGAUAUCGCUCCUCUCACUCUUACCAUCGUUCGUCCCAUCCCCCUGUCCCUCAACGCACCCCUUCCCAUUAACAACAAACCGAGGAGUCACUUCCCCGUCUUCCCAGCUGUUGUUGGUGCCACUGCCGCAGGCGUGGGCCUUAUAGCAGGGCACCAACUCCGUAACCCGCCUAACCGCCGUCUUCCUCGUGAUGUUGGUGACAACCUGGACGUGCAGUUGCAAGCUGGUCCGCCGGGCCUCCUUGUCCCGGCCAUCGCAGCUGGCGUGGCCACUGGUGUUUAUCGUGGUGCAGUAGACGACUAUCUCGGACAGCCCUAUUACAACAAUGGGCCAGCUAUUGUUGAUCCGAUCCCCUUGAUUCCGAGUGGGACGAGCGGCCAGAUUUACAAUGAUACCGCUGACGUUGGCGGAGGUGCUGGCGGUUACGCAGACGGUGAUGACGAGGAGGUUCUACCUCCGCCGGCACACUACUUAGAAGACAACUACGACAGUAACGGUAAACUUGGAGACGGCGAUCUUGGUGCGGGUAAAGGCUGCUUCAAGGAGGGUCCGGGUCAAUUCCCAUACACUGCCAUCAAUUCUAACGAUGAUGACGAUGUUGUUGAGGGCGAGUAUUUUUAUGAUGACCCUCUCAGCUAUUACCAUCAUCGAGAGCGAGGCGCUGACGCUAAUGAUAUUUGCGUUGUCAGUGAUAACUUUGGUGCAGACUCACUCGACGUGACAGAUUAA
Messenger RNA from Echinococcus granulosus, 8073 nucleotides. RefSeq names its product Multiple PDZ domain protein. Gene Ontology annotation, molecular function: protein binding. The transcript has 37 exons. The coding region runs from base 1 to 8073 and encodes 2690 amino acids. The record is from RefSeq and is a predicted model, not a curated record. NCBI's taxonomy places the organism in Eukaryota, Metazoa, Platyhelminthes, Cestoda, Cyclophyllidea, Taeniidae.